AACUCUUACCUGUUCUUACCUGUUCAAUGGUAAUCCAUAACGCUUACCUGUUCUUGGUAAUCCCGUUCAUGGCAUUGUGUUAUGCUUCAUUAUCCAUAGACCUCCCCUUUAUAUAUUAUGAGUUCUAGUAGGACAAAUGGUGCAAUUCAACUAGUUUUAGGCAUUUUUUUUUCCUGAGGAAAUGAAGUUUUCCAUUUUAUCAUUCCUGCUUUUUCUUCUUCUUCUUCUUCAUCAUCUUUUUGGUCUGCUUCUCAUUCCCUGGUUCAGCAAUGCAAAAGAAGACUUUGCCAGCUCUGGCAACAGCUCAGUGAUCUUUCAAGUUGGAGUGGUUCUGGAUUUGGAUUCAGAUUUAGCCCGGAGAGGAAUGACCUGCUUGAAUAUGGCUAUUUCUGACUUUUAUUCAGUUCAUAGCAAAUAUAAGACCAGGGUGAUUCUUCAUGUCAGAGACUCCAAGCAAACUGUCAUUGAUGCUGCUGCUGCCAGUCUCCAUUUGUUGAAAGAUGUAAAGGUUGAUGCAAUAAUUGGUCCUCAGAAAUCUGCACAAGCCAGCUUUGUGAGCAAUCUUGGAGACAGAGCUCAUGUCCCUAUAAUUUCUUUUUCUGCAACUAACCCUUCACUUCAUAAUCGAUCUCCUUAUUUUAUUCAAACAGCCCAAAGUGAUGACAUGGAGGUUGCUGCUGUUGCUGACAUAGUUAAAGCCUUCAAGUGGAAUCAGGUUGUUAUUAUAUGUGAGGAUUCUGAAUAUGGUAAUGGCAUUGUUCAUUACCUGUCAAAUGCAUUACAAAGAAUAAAUGCCCGUGUUUCAGGUAUAAGUGUCAUUCCCCUUUCUGCCACUGAUGAUUUUAUAAGCAAAGAACUAUACCAACUGAUGGUAUCACAGACAAGGGUAUUUGUGGUGCACAUGUCAGAUUCUCUUGGUGCCAAGCUCUUCUCUGAAGCCAAGAAAAUUGGAAUGAUGAGUGAUGGCUAUGCAUGGAUCAUCACCAGUGGACUAACAGAUUUAUUCUAUUUGAUGAAUACAGAUGUCAGGAAAGCCAUGCAGGGUGUAUUGGGUGUAAAGCCUCUGAUUCCCAAAACUAAAAGACUCGAACCUUUUGUAGCGGGGUUGAAAAGGGAGUUCCUCAAGGAUAGUUAUGACUUCAAAGAGGCUGAGGUUAUGAGCAUUUUUGGUAUUUGGGCAUAUGAUACGAUGUGGGCACUGGCUAUGGCUGCCGAGAGAUUGGGAACUAAGGAACCUCCAAUGGUUUCAAACAACCCAGUUGGUCUCAAUUCUUCAGACCCAUUUCAUAUUGACAUCUCCUCGACAGGUCCUAAACUUCACAAAGCAAUACUGAACACAAAGUUUGAAGGGCUUGCAGGGAAUUUCUCACUUAAGGAUAGAAGACUGAAGCCUUCAUCAUAUCAAAUACUUAAUGUGGUCGAAAAUGGAGAAAAAGAGGUAGCAAUCUGGAAUCCAAAUCAUGGAAUUAUUAGUGGAAUCAAUGCUACUUUAAAAGAUGUUGUGUGGCCAGGUGAAUCAACACUAGUACCCAGGGGAUGGGAAGUCCCAAUUGUAGGUAAGAAGCUAAGAAUUGGAGUGCCAGUGAAGGCUGCUUUUAAAGACUUUGUGAGAGUGGAAAGGGACAAGGAACUCAACCAAAUCCAAGUUAGUGGAUACUACAUUGAUGUCUUCAAUUCUGUCAUGUCAGCAUUGCCAUAUGUUGUGCCCUAUGAGUUCGUUCCCUUUGAGAAACCCGAUGGCUCAAGUGCAGGAAAUUAUAAUGAUCUAGUAGAGCAAGUAUCCCUUCAGAACUUUGAUGCUGCAGUUGGGGAUAUAACGAUCACAGCCCUCCGAUCAAAUUUUGCAGACUUCACAUUGCCCUUUACAGAAGGAGGGGUGUUGGGUAUAGUCCCAAUAGCAUACGAGGAUGUGGACAGCAUAUGGACCUUUUUGAAGCCCCUAACAAAAGAACUUUGGCUAACCAGCAUAGUGUUCUUCAUUUUCACUGGCAUGGCUGUCUGGAUUCUUGAACAUAGGCUUAACUCUGAUUUCCGAGGUCCUCCUUCUCAACAUGUUGGCAUGAUCCUAUACUUUUCAUUCUCGACACUAGUAUUUGCACAUAGAGAGAGAAUUGUGAGUAAUUUGGCACGGCUUGUUGUGGUGGUUUGGAUGUUCGUCAUACUUAUUUUGAGCUCAACUUAUACAGCCAGCUUGUCAUCAAGAUUAACAGUACAAAGGCUUGAACCGGCAAUCAAAGAUGUGAAACAGCUAAUCAAGAAUGGAGACUUUGUUGGCUGUCCAGAUGGCUCCUUCAUUAUAGACCUAUUGAAGGAAAAGGGAUUUCAAGAAUCCAAGAUCAAGACUUAUAAAUAUCCAGAGGAUUCCCAUGAUGCAUUGUCUAAUGGAAGUAAAAAUGGUGGGAUAUCAGCUUUUUUUGAUUCGGCUCCUUAUUCCAAACUCUUCCUAUCGAAAUACUGCACCAAAUACACCAUUGGACCUACUUACAGCACUGAUGGAUUUGCUUUUGCUUUCCCUAGAGGGUCUCCACUAGUUGCGGAUGUAUCUCGGGCAGUGAUUGAGCAGACAGAAAAUGGAAAGAUUCUAGAGAUUGGAAAACAAGGCCUCAGAAACGAUGCAACAUGUACAUGGUCUGACAGCACACAGCUGGGACCAACAAGUGUGACAUUACAGUGUUUCAAAGGACUUUUUGCCAUCACUGGGGGCAUAACAGGCUCCUGCCUCCUAGUUUUCCUAGUCAGCUAUGUAUACCAGAACCGAACAUGUUUGCAGACAAUCUUGGAUUCUAAAACUACUCUUUGGUCAAAGAUUGUAGCAAUAUGCAGACAUUUUGGUCAAAGAGACACUUCUGCUGGUCCACCAAGAGAUCUCAAAGAGAAAAUCCCAGAUGCAGUAGGUGGUGAAGUUGGUUCUUCAUCACAUAUUAGUGAAGUGCCUGAUCUAUCAAGAAUUUCAUCUCCUUCAAGUGCUGUAGUGCCCUUGAAUAUGGAAGAACAGAACAGUGCUAAUGUGAACAUGGGCUUGAACACAGGUCCUGCUGCUUGACACCAAUCGGAAUG
Molecule: messenger RNA, 3057 nt
Organism: Ipomoea nil (Japanese morning glory)
Lineage: Eukaryota; Viridiplantae; Streptophyta; Magnoliopsida; Solanales; Convolvulaceae
Product: glutamate receptor 2.8-like
Exons: 5
Coding region: 182-3043 (953 amino acids)
Biological process (GO): G protein-coupled receptor signaling pathway
Cellular component (GO): plasma membrane
Molecular function (GO): glutamate-gated receptor activity; G protein-coupled receptor activity
Source: RefSeq, a predicted model, not a curated record